Molecule: messenger RNA, 4181 nt
Organism: Oreochromis niloticus (Nile tilapia)
Lineage: Eukaryota; Metazoa; Chordata; Actinopteri; Cichliformes; Cichlidae
Gene: socs3b
Product: suppressor of cytokine signaling 3b
Exons: 3
Coding region: 1466-2158 (230 amino acids)
Biological process (GO): intracellular signal transduction; phosphatidylinositol phosphate biosynthetic process
Cellular component (GO): phosphatidylinositol 3-kinase complex
Molecular function (GO): 1-phosphatidylinositol-3-kinase regulator activity
Source: RefSeq, a predicted model, not a curated record
GGAAAUAGAUAUAAACCUUGAAAGUACUUGAUUAUUUCAGUGAAACACCUAAAAAAAAUUCUACCAGUGCUUUUUCCUUAAUUUGUGCACGUGUGCUUUUGUAUUCUGUGUCUGUCCAAACAGACUACAGCAAAUUUAAUAAAUAGUAGAGUAACAUUUAAAACAACAGUUUUAAAAUACUUGAGUCUUUAUUAAACCUCAGCAGACUAAAUAUUGAAUAGAUACUCACCAGUACUUUAAUUCACAGCAUUAUGACAACUUUUCACCGAGAUACUAAUUUACCAAUCUGGGAUUACUGAGACCUGAUAUGUAUUAAAACUAAGAAUAAUAUUUGCAUAUGUUAAGAUAUUUUUUGUUUGAGACUUUAACACAAGUCUGUGCAUUUUAUUGGUAAUCCUGGCAAUCUUCUGCUUCAGUAAAACUAACCCUGCCAAAAAGAAAAAAAAGUAAAUAAGAUUUUUAUUACAAUCCUGCUGAUUUUCCUUUAGGGAGAAAGAACAAAAUGUCUUCUACGGGUGCGAAUAUGUUUAUAUAACCUAUAUAUGCGGGGGGAAAUGCUGAUUUCUACAUAGACAUCAACACUUGGAUGCAUUAUUUUACAUGGAACUGAGUAUUUUUAAUGCUUUAAAGGCAGAUCUGAGUGUUAGAUGGAUGCAGAAGAAAAGAGGGAUCCUACAGUGCAUGCAGAAGCAUAUUAUGGUUAGUUAUUAUAGCGAGAAUAUGUGGAGUAUGUCUCUAAAACAUGAGCCAUAGCUGCGGUUUUAUAUUGUGCCAUAUGUGGAGCUUUUAACUUUUUCACCUUGUCGAGAAGGGAAUCCAGCAGCAGUACCAGGAAACAGCCCGGUAAAGGUCACGCUGAUUAUUUAUUGGCGAUCUGCCAAGAGCGGGCGCGAGCCCGCGCGUGUGUUCUUUUGCGUGCGUGAGCGUGCGUUCGUGUGUUUACUGGAAGAACCUCUGAACGGAGGGGGGCGGAGCUUUACGAACAUCGGCUUUACUCACUGGAAACAACCUCCAGUAAACCUCCUCCCCUCCCCUCCUCCCCCAACACACACACACGGGGAGUUCUCCGGCAGAUACCGCUGCCGACACAUUCCUCUGCUCGGUAAGGAAACCCACACGCUCUUUUGGAUACUUUUUUAUGGAUUUUAAUGCCUGAGUUAAUAUUUUUUCAAGCACUACUUUCGGGUAGUUUGCGUAUCUUUUCUUUUGGCGACGAGCGGCUGCGGCGCUGGGCUGAGUGUAUCCACAAGCUGUGUAUAGGUGCUCUCUACCAGCCCCUCUCUGGAUGCAUCAGACUCCUCUUCCCCGGGGCCCUGGACCCGGUGUGUGACCCCGCCAUCCUCACCCUGCUCCCCCCUCGCCUCCCCUCUCGCUCUGCUGCCGACUCUCUUCCACCUGUCCAACCCGCCGCUCCUUUUCUGGGCCCCCUGCCUCUCGAUCAGCAGGGAGAGGCAGGGGCCAUGGCAUGGCCAUGGUAACCUUUGCAGGACACAACCCCGUUGCCAUGAGCAGCGUCACCCCUCCAGAGGGCAGGGUUCAGGGGUCGAACUUUACCCCGCAUCAUUUCAAGCCCUUCAGCUCGCAUGAACACUACCAGCAGGUGAUGCGUGCACUGCAUAAGCUUCAGCAGAGUGGCUUUUACUGGGGAGCUGUCGGAGGCCGGGAAGCCAGCUCCCUGCUACGCUCUCAACCCCCUGGCACUUUCCUGGUCCGUGACUCCUCAGACCACCACCACUUCUUCACACUCUCUGUCCAGACAACUAAGGGAACCAAGAAUCUGCGAAUCCACAGUGAGGGAGGAGGCUUCUUCCUACAGCCAGACCCCCAAAAUACCCAGGAGCUCCCACAAUUUGACUGUGUGCUGAAACUCAUAGCGCACUACAUGAGGAAGGGGCAGGAUACUGAAGGGACCAAGGAAGGGGCGAGUGGGGAAAAUCCAGGAGAGACAAAAACAAAGGCACACAAUGUUUAUCUGAUCCACACCGGUGGGGAGAAAAUCCCCCUGGAGUUGCGUCGACCCCUCUCGACUUGUCUCUCCAGCCUGCAGCACAUGUGCAGGAGGACGCUGAACAAUCAGGGCCUGGGAGCGUCUGAGCGGACUGAGCAGCUCCCGGACACACUUAGAGACUACCUGGAGGAGUAUGAUGCUCCUAUAUGACUGACAGGAACUCCGAAAGGUUCCACUGCAUGGACCAAGUGCCAGGAUUACAGCACGGACCAGCUCUCGGUGAAUGCGAGAUUGUCUGUGCGGACAUAAACUGACCAGACUGAGCCUUAAGUGCUAACAUGAGGUCAGUUUUCCAGAAUCAGCUGAUCACUGAUCUACCCUGGGUCACCCGCUGACCUUCUGGGGUUGAGGAGUGUGAUUUGGGUAACCGACGAUUACCUCGUCCGUCCUGCCUUGCAAAAAAACAAAAUAAACAAAAACACUGACCACUCAAGUGAGUGGCAGAUGAAGCCCGAGGUCAAAGGUCAACGUUUCCUAUGACUGACUGAGACGCAGAGCAGUGCCUCGUAGAAGAUUAACCUGACUGGUCGAUAUUAACGAUGACAGCGAAGGCAUGAUCAAUGCACCACCGGUGAUAUCUUGGUGGGUUUAAUGUGCUUCAAAAGAAAGCUGCUGCUGUCUGCGUGACAUUUCCAACUGGACAGACAAACGGCAGUGGGUAGAGAGAGUGGAUGGAGCGGGGGGUGGGGGUUUCAGAGAAAAGGCAAAGUCCAAACGAGAGGGGCCCUGUACAGAGAACGCACAGGAUUUGUUUGUCUGAGUGUGAGCGUGAGUGUGUGUGAGUGUGUUUGUGUUGUGGUGGUGCACACAUUUCCAUUGCUGCUUCCCGCAAGUGUUGCCUCAUAGAGGGGGAGUGGGACGGUCAUGCACUCUAGCUCCACAUAUGCAAACACACACCCACACCCUCAAACACAGGUAUAGACCACAUGAAGGUUUUGUUAGCAUGGGAGUUUUGGGGGGAAUGGGGGGAGGUAAAAAAAAAAUCAUUACUAAGCAUUUUCUUCUCCUAUGUGUUCCUUGUUCCUGAUCCAUAACCAUUUGACUGCCCAGCCCCCCCUCCCCCUGCCUUUUUGUUUCAGAGAUGCAUGUAUGCUUUGACAGUGACAGAAAACAGGCCGCUCUUGCCGAGACAAAAGCUUUUUUACCGGGACAAAAGCCCUGGCAUGGGACCAAACAAAACAGCAGAAUUUAUUUUUAUCCCGACUGGCUGGAAAAAUGUCAGCGACACUGUAAAGCUCCUUGGGGGAAUGAUGAUAAUGGUGAUGAUCCCAAAGAUGCGGAGAGGGUGAGGAUUUUAAAGCAGAGGGAGGAGUGGGAUUGGGAGAAGGAAACUGAAAAGGAGGGGUAGACUUGGGGGAGAAAGGUGGGAGGAGACAUACUGGUAUACAGCUAAACAAAAACUCUGAUAAGAGGAAAUGAUAGAGCACAACAGGACGCCGCUCCUGUAAAUAUAACUGCCCCGUGUGAGGGGAAAAAAAGAUUUUAGCUGAGUCUUAUUUCUGUCUUAGAUUAUCAUCUCCGGCUCAUUUCUAUUUGUUAAAAUGCCCCAGUGUGUUUGAAUAUCUGUCUGCCUUCUCCUGUAACUUCAGAAAGGAUUUGUAUUUUUUACUUUUUUUGUCUACUUUUCCAUCAUAACCUCUGGAGGAGGAGAAGUGGACAGUUGGACUUGUCUGAAUGUUAAGGAUACACUACACUUUUCCCUCAAGUGAUUCUUAAAAAAGAAAAGAAAACAGUCUUUUGUAAACCAGAAUUCAAAACUUAGAUUUGAUCAAAAAAAGAAAAAAAAGGAAGUGCUUUUGCUGUUUGACCCGUACCUGUGAUCCAUAUUGGAGUGGCAGCCUUUUGUUUUUUUUCUGUUUGAGCUCACAUGGCCACUCGAGGUGAGGGCGGCACACUUUUUUUGGUCAAAUCUGGGUCACAUCAACACAAACUCUUUUUUUUUUUUUUUUUUUUUUUUACAUGUGUUGCACUGGUGGACCACGUGUAUGUGAAUCAUAUUGUCUUUUAUAAAGACUCUCUCGCAACAGGCUGGCCACUAGUCUGGCAAUACAAGCUGUAAUACCUGAAAUGACAAAACAUUACAGAAAUAAAUGAAAAGGAACGUUGCACAUAUUUAUAUUUCUAAAAUAUUUCAAUAAUUUAUAUUAAAAAGCACUAUUUUUACAAAAGUCAA